This is a messenger RNA of Cutaneotrichosporon cavernicola, 2949 nucleotides long. RefSeq lists its product as uncharacterized. The record is from RefSeq and is a predicted model, not a curated record. The transcript is spliced from 2 exons. NCBI's taxonomy places the organism in Eukaryota, Fungi, Basidiomycota, Tremellomycetes, Trichosporonales, Trichosporonaceae. The coding region runs from base 1 to 2949 and encodes 982 amino acids.
AUGGACCUUCCUCGCGUCAUCAAGGUGCCGGCUCUACCGACCAACUCACUCGUCCCGACCUUGACAGAUGCAGCCUCGGCACCAUCCUGGCGCGAGAGGCUGGUACAGUGCCUCGUCAUGACCGAGUAUCACAACACUCUCUCCGAACUCACCCAGCCGCCAAACUGGAGGUGGUCCAAGAUCGAUUGCGCCAGCGUCACAUGGGACCAGCAGCAGACCUGGGCCAAGUUAUUGUUACUACCCACGAUCGCCAGACAGCACUGGGGCCGACUCGACAAGGAAGAGACAAUUGCGGCGGGCUGGAACCGGUUGAACAACAAAUUCAAGGCCACCCAAGCUGAGAUCGCUGGCUAUUAUCGGCUUCCGAGCCUGGGGUCGGCGUUCACUGCGGACGAGGCCGAGGAUCAUCUCUGUCUCUUCGAGCAGCGAUUCAUUCUCCUCGCGGCGUGCGGUGUCAAGCUCACCAAUGACAUGAAGGUCGGCAUGUUUGUCGCCUCGCUGCCAAAGGAUUGGGACGUCGGCUUCCUAGGCCAGAAGCGCACGUGGGUCGAGUGCAACAAGCGGUUCAAGUUGAUGACCGAGCCGCACAAACUUGACAAGAAGAGAGCUGGUUUGGUCGAGCGCCGAGAUAACACAAACGAGCGGGGAACAUCACGUCGAGACCGGGAGCAACGAGAGCCCCAACAGUCGUCUGCGCCUCAUCCGCGUCCUUCCAACAACUCGACCAAGCCAAAGGCUGAAGGAUUCAAGGGGGUUGGGCCUGUGGCGUCGUCGUCCAAGUUGGGAAAGGCGCCCAACGGCGGCAGCGGCGCUUUGCGCGAUGUCGAUGGAUCCAGUUCAAACCGUGGAGUGCCAGCAUCUGGACCACAGCCCCUACAGCAUUCGCCGAGCAAACCUACGAGUGGCUCGGCUAAGCCACAGACCGUAACUUCCAAGUUCAGCCAGUCCAACCCUUUCGACAUCCUUGGUGAAGUGGGCGAUGACGCGACUACGGCGCCAGGAAACCCAACGGCACCUGAAGGCCCGUCACCAGCUGGUGGAACGCGGGAGUCGAUAGUGGGGACGAUCGUGGACGCCGGGCACAGGCCACGGGUAUGGUGCAGCCACUGCCAAGUCCCCGGACACCAUGUGUCCAAGUGCCGGCGGAAGGCCAUGGGAGCGCCGAAGCGUCAUCGUCGCAUGGGCGAGGCACGCAAGCCCCCUGUCGCAGAGAAGGAUGGGGACGACGGACCCGAGAUUCUUGUUCAGGGGGAGCAUCUGUCGCUCAUGAACCCGUCUGACUUGGCCGAGGCAUGCGACGGAGAGGAGAAAACGUUCUGGAUACAGGCCAUGGAGCUCGAAGUUGCGCGACUGAGGAAGAACGGCACAAUUCAAGACGCGACUCUCCCGGAUGGGCAAUACUCAUCUCCCACAGACUGGGUCUAUGUUCGCCAGAUCAAGCGAGACUUGGCCAAGUUUCGCUGUCGUGUGAUUGGGCGCAACGAGGAUCGUGUCGACACUGCCGCCAUGGGCAGCAUGCCGGCUCUGCGAGUGAUUCUAGCAUACGGCGCAAGCGUGGGCAUGCGGUUCCGGCAUCUCUCGGUGGACAUGAGCAUCCCACUUCCCGAACCAAUAUACGUGGCUGCGCCGAACCAGGCCACUUGGAAGGUGCACAAGAUGCUGCGUGGCAUGAAGGGCAGCGGCAAGGCCAUCGACCGUGCCAUCCGCGACUGUCUAAUUGCGUGCGAGUUUAAGAAGUGCAAGGAGGGCGGUGUGUUUGUCUUGCCGAGCCCGCAGGGCCGUCCCCGUGCUGUCCUCUUCCAGUACGGUGACGAACUGCUCGUAGGUUCUUGGACAGCGGGACUCAAAGCGGUACUGCCCAUCAUCAAGGCCAAGUUUAAGAACGAAGGUUCGUCUGUGGAUGACCUCGGCGAGCCUGCCCUCUUCUUGGGCCUCGGCAUCGAGUGCUUCCCACACAACUGCGACGUUCUCCUCCAACAGAACCAUUUCAUCGACCAUAUCCUGGACGGCGUUCCCGAGCUGCAGGGUUGGGGUGACCGCACUUCACCUCUGACUCUCGAAACUCUCAACGCGCUAGCAGCUGCCGAGCCUGAAACGACGAACCCCGUGGACCGCAAGUGGUGGCGCAAGGUGCUGGGCCAACUUUCCUGGCUGGCGCGGUGUACGCGCCCUGACAUCGCUUUCGCAGCAGCGUAUCUGUCCCGCUUUUCUUCGUCGACGACGCUCGGCCCGGCCCACCGCACGGCUCUGCUCGACGUAUUGGCAUAUCUGCGAACGAGGAAGGAGUUCGAGCUCAAGCUCGGAGCGGAUGAGGACGCUUCCGAACCGCACGACGCGCGCGCGUACUCCCACGGCUUCGUGACAGCGUCCGUCGACAAGAGCCAUAUCGGCUGGUGCCUGUUGCUGGACGGAAGCACGGUUGACUGGGCAAGCCACAAGAGUAACGUCGCUACAACCGAGCUCGAGGCCGACCUCGUUGCACAGGGCGAGGCUUCGCAUCGUCUCGCAUGGCUCCACGACUUGCUAAGCGAACUCGGGGUCGUGGCGUCCAAGCACGGCUUACUGUUCGGCGACAACUGCGGCGUCGUCGACAACCAGGCUACUCUCGUGGGUGUCCUCCGAGGCAACAAGCACGUCCUCGCCGAGUACCAGUUCAUGCUCGAGCUCGAGAGCCGGGACCGUCUCAGCCUGCAUGGUUCUGGCGAUAGCCAACCCGCCAAGCUCUGCUCCAUGCCCAUAACUGGGUCUGAUUUCAAGCGCUAUUGCCUCAUGUAUGGACUCGAGCGCCAGCUCAGUAUCAGCCAGCUCGAGGUCAUGCAGGGUAAGACUGAGGAGGAAGCCCUUCAGCACCUUUUGUGGGAGGAGGAGGAGGAGGGUGAUGUGGACGUGCUUGCCCGGAACCUCGCCCAAAGCGACAUUACCAGGUCCCGUGCAAGUCCGAAACAAUAG